UGCUGAUGCUGAGCACGCGAAUAUAGGCAGGGAGGAGGAUGCUGCCGUAGAAAUGGUGGUACGUGGGGCGAACCUCCUGAAAUGGUUUUGACCGUAGAGGCGAAGCAAUGCGCCUCUUCAAAGUCCUCAAUGCUUUCAUGUCAUCACGGCUAAAGAGAAUUAGAAAAAUGGCUCGUUUAAGUUGGGUGCUGCUCGCAUUCUGUCGGGCUGGCAGAUGCAGUGCCUAGUGCCAGCCCUCCAGGACCACGCCAACAUGAAUGGGACUGGGGAGACGGCAGACAUACUGCCGCCUAACUGCUUGGUCAAGGACCGAUGGAAAGUGCUAAAGAAAAUCGGAGGGGGAGGUUUCGGGGAGAUCUAUGAAGCGCUGGACCUGUUGACGCGGGAGAACGUGGCAUUAAAGGUGGAGUCGGCCCAGCAGCCCAAACAGGUCCUGAAGAUGGAGGUGGCAGUCCUGAAGAAACUGCAGGGUAAAAACCAUGUGUGCAAGUUUAUUGGCUGUGGGAGAAAUGACAAAUUCAACUACGUGGUCAUGCAACUUCAGGGGGUGGAGCAGGGACGCAAUUUGGCGGACCUGAGGAGGAGCCAGCCUCGGGGGACCUUCACCAUGAGCACCACGCUCCGCCUGGGGAAACAGAUCCUGGAGUCUAUAGAGGCCAUCCACUCUGUUGGCUUCCUGCAUCGAGAUAUCAAACCGUCAAACUUCGCCAUGGGAAGGCUGCCUUCGACCUUAAGGAAGUGUUACAUGUUAGACUUCGGCCUCGCGCGGCAGUACACCAAUACCACUGGAGAAGUCCGCCCUCCGAGAACUGUCGCAGGGUUUCGAGGAACUGUCCGAUAUGCCUCAGUCAACGCACAUAAAAACAAAGAAAUGGGCCGCCAUGAUGACCUUUGGUCUUUAUUUUACAUGUUGGUGGAAUUUGCAGUUGGACAGCUACCAUGGCGGAAAAUCAAGGACAAGGAGCAAGUUGGGCAGAUAAAAGAGCGAUAUGACCAUAGGAUGCUGCUGAAACACAUGCCUUCAGAGUUCCAUAUCUUCCUCGACCAUGUAUUGGGCCUUGACUACUACACCAAGCCGGAUUAUCAGCUGCUGAUGUCGGUGUUUGAGAACAGCAUGAAGGAGCGCAUCAUUACAGAAAAUGAGCCGUUUGAUUGGGAGAAAGGAGGGACAGACUCCACACAGUCAACCAGCGCCUCCACCAAACCACAGCACAACACACGGCCCACCGUCGCCAUGGUGGGAGCCCUCAACACCCCGGUGCCCGGAGACCUCCAGAGGGAGAACACGGAGAACGUGCUACAGGACGAGCACCUCAGCGACCAGGAGAACGCCCCUCCGGCCCUGCCCCCUGGUGGGAGCCGCCAGGGGGGCGAGGGCGGAGGAGGUGGCGGUGGCCAGACACCCGCCAGGGGCGAGGGAUGGGAGGACACCGACUUCAACCGCAACAAACUCAGGAUCAGCCUGGGCAAGGGGGCCCAGGAGGGGGAUGAACCCAGCAGAGGGGCCUGUCCCAUGUCUCCGUGCCGGGCAGGAGGGGCCCCCGAGUCCCCCAGUGGCCAGGUGCGCUCCCUCCGGUACCGCCGCAUCAACAGCCCCGAGUCAGACCGUAUGUCGGCCGCUGAUGCGAGGGGCAUCGACGGCUACUGCCAAAGUAUCAGGUCCCGCAUGGACAUCCUGGGCUCGCCCUCGCGCCACCUGUACUCGUCCCAACCGGCCAUGAUGCUGUCUGUGGACGCCGGCCUGCAGCGCGGGCGGCACGGCGAGGGCUCGGUGGCAUCCGUGGACCAGGAAGCCCACAGUAACGCCUUUAUCAGAUCGGUGCCGCUGGCAGAGGAGGAAGACUUUGAUAGCAAGGAGUGGGUGAUCAUCGACAAGGAGACAGAGCUGAGGGACUUCCAGCCCACCACGUCGGGCACCACCGAUGAGGAGCCUGAGGAGCUGAGGCCCCUGGAGGAGGGAGAGGAGAGGAGGAGGCUUCGGGGAGGAGGGGCGGAGAUGGUGGUGCGGCCCAAGACGACCCACACGACCAACAGCAGCCGGGGAAUGCUCACGCUCACCGAGGAGGAAGCCUCCAGACGAAGUGGGGGAAGCCCCGCCAUGUCGCCCUGUCACUCACUCCCGUCGGGCCGUCCCAUUGGACCCCAAAGACCGGUGAUCAUGUCUCCAACUGAGCACAAUGGCCUAUCUCAGCCCUGUCCAGACUUCAGGACCAAGGGCCAGAUGGACGAGAAGGAGCAUUUCCACAUCCUUCCCCAGCUCCAGGUCAAGAGGGCUGACUUCCUCACCGUCAUGCUGACCGGCACCCUUCCUCAGCGGCGAACCUUCGCAGCGGCUCUGCCGGCAGAGAACGAGGUCCAGGAGCCCCAGGGCCCGCGGGACGAUGACGUAACCAAGAGCGAGUCGAACAGCGAGGCCAGCCAAAAAAGCACAGAGCGGAGCCAGGAUGGGGCCCCUGAUACCCUCAUGGCCGAGGACGGUCCCAGGGGCCCCCGGGAACCCGCCUCGGCCGCAGAUGCCGACCCUGACUUGGAGGACGGCUCCAAGACCCUGGUUCUGUUCUCGCCGGGGGAUACCCGGAAGUCUCCAUCCACUGGGGGGGAACACGCCCUGCUGGAGGUUGACUUCGGGACGCCGUCUGCCUCUACCCCUAGGAACGAUAUACCUCUGGUGGGUGCGGGCAGCCAGCCAGAGCUCUCCUUCACACUGAGGUCGGACUUGAGGCCAUCCACUCCUAUCGCCCCCGCGUCUCCCCCCUUCACCAAAGUCGAGCGCACCUUUGUCCACAUCGCAGAGACUUCCCACUUUAAUAUAAUGUCUUCCAGAGGUCAGACCGCAAAGGAGAGCAGCAACCGCUGCGACCUCUCGGACGUUACCCAGGAGGCCUCACCAUGGGAAGGAGACGCCCGUGACCAGACCGGACAUGUCGAACAGGGUGAGGAAUCCCAGUGUCCUUCCAGAGAGCCCCAAUCCCAUUCUAUCCCAGACGUGACCCUGGAGAAUGGCGUCAUGCGCACCAAACCGGACGACCGCCCACCGCUGGUCUUCGUCAAGUCCUUGGAGCCUGUCCCGGAAGCCAUGUCGCCCAUUCUGGAACACAAAACUCUCUCUGCAGAUCCCAACCAGGGGCCAUUGUCUACCGAACAUGUUGCGGAGUCCAACGCUGAACUACCGCAUACCGCCCUCAGGCCGAGGAUCAAAAGCCGCAUUCCGGUUUUACUGUCUGAAGAGGAAACAGGCUCGGAGCGUUCAGCCUCGCUCUCUUCCCGGGCACGACUACGGAAGAGAGCCCGGCAACUGGACCUGGCACGCAUGGUGGUGCAGAAGCAGCAGGGCCGCUGGAUGAGGCUGCCCUUGGGGACAUCCUCCUCUCUGUCCUCCGGUGACGGGAGGGCCUCCGAGACGCUCUCCACCACCGGCUCGGAGGAAGACACCCACGCCUCGGACGAGUCCCUGGCCAGGAGGAGCUCAUGUCUGAAGGCCAGGGCAGGGGCUGGAGGGGACCAAGGCCAGACGGAGUGGCGCAGCAGGAUCCCCAGGCCCGUCACCCCCAUCAAGAGGCCCUCGGGGCGGCUGGAGGCCGCCAUGCCCUCCCCUCUCACGCUGCUAGGAUCGGGCAUUUGUAGAGAUGCAUCCACCUUUGGUAAUGGGCUCCAAGUUCAGAAAAUAGGACUGAGCACUCUCCCGACCCAGAGGCGGUCUCAACCUCUGCAGACCGGCUCCUCCUCUUCCAUCUCCUGUCCGAGGCCCUGUCCUGUCCCCACCCAGCCCUGCUUCAGCCCCCGCAUGCCCCUGCGCUGUGUUUUCAUGACCCGACGCAGCCUAAGCACCUCCCACUGCAGGACAGACAGCCCCUCCCCCCAGCGUGUCCAUCCAACUAGACAGUCCCUCUCUGUCCGGCCCACAACUGCCCCUCCGCUCCGGCCCAGGGCUAAUACUACUACUACCACCAUGAAACGGGCCAACUCACAGGACCCCUUUACCCAGGCAUCCACCGCCAUGCCUGCCAGAAUCCGAGCCAAAUCCACGGGCCCUGCCAAAACGAAACAAAGCACAGGGGACAAGAUGGCUGCCGCGAGAUAGUAAACAGAUUCACUGGGAAGAAAUGCGUACACUUCUCUGUUGUCCUCAGAGAGACUCAAUGCCUCAAAAAGCUCCAGCCCGACCCCAAAUUAAGACUGACGCGGUUUCCCAUCUUUUUUUAUCUUUCAAUGACCUCCUUUGAUCCAAAUCAUGAACCUCUACUAACUAGACCAUGACAACAACUUUUACAAGAGGAACCAUACUGAACGAUCUUCAUGAGCUUCCAGUCAAAUAACUUUUAGUCAAUGUCACGAGGAGCAAUGCUAUCGUGGUGCUAUGUGUACGCUGUUCACUGGUGCAUUGUAUACAUUUUCCUUUUGUUUCUGAGGUUGAACAUUUCUUUAGGUUUGUGGAUUUUGCAUCCUAUAUGCAAGAAAUUAAUUUGAACAAACGUCUCACACCGAUAUACUAAGUUAUCAUCGACAAUAUGCUGCUCGCUUUACAUUGCAUGGUAUAGAUAUCACAAACACUUUUGAUAAGUUGAAUAAUGUUAAGGACAUGUACGAAAGUCUCAAUCUUCCAAUGGUCUGACGCGAUAACCAAUUUUGAUAGAAUGCAAAGGCCAAAAUCAUUCCCAACUCUGGUCAUAUUUGUUAAAAGAGGAAGGUUGGAUUAUGGGGUAGAUUACUGCCAAUAUUAAGUGGAUGCAGAAGUAAUAUUGCUGGCCUUCUUGUUAGCGUGUGACAAUGGGCAUGCUUUAUAUCAUUCUAUUUUUUGGGGUAUUUGAUUAUAUUUAGUGUAUAUAAUAUGAUAAUUUCUUGAAAAAUACAUCUUUAUUUUUUAUCUUAUGAAAACAACCUGUAUAUUUUGUCUUUCCUCUUCUGUUGAACAAUGUUGGCACAUGUGCCUGUUUUUUUACGCAUGAGAAAAAUAGGGUUAACUUUGAGCGAUAGAUACCUGUUCUGACAAUGAAAUGAUAGGUGGAUCAUUGAAACCCAUGUUUUGUGUUUGUAUUGGGUAAAUGAAACCUACAGUUGCAGGUCACUGAACUAAAGUAAAAUCAUGGUAAUGUGGAAUGACUAUUUCCUGUUUCAUUUCUACACUGUUUGCCAGAUAUAACCAUCGCCCCUAGAAAGGUCUACUUCUUGUUUUUAUCCUCUCCUUCUAAUCAGGGACUGAUUCACCAGGUGAACACCAGGUGACACCAGAUGAGUGCAAUAAAGUACCUGGUAGAAACAAAAAUCAGAAGUUUUUUGGCCCUCCAGGACUGAACAGUCCUGGGCAACUGAAUGGGUCUGGAAGGUUCCUUAUCAGGGUGAAUUGACUCAGAGACACAUUUUUUAAGUGUUUUCACAUAUUUAGGUAAUUUCAUUUUCAAGAGGUAAAGUUACAGUACAGACGUGUACAAAAACGACAUGCUGUUGAAUACCAUACACAAUCAAAUAGUCAAAUAUUUCAUGGACACACACACACAUUUCACCUCACAGCAGUAAGUCCAGUCUCUCCCUAGUUUAGGGGCAGGCAGCUUCUCUAACUGUCUGUCUCCAAUCAAUAUUAUUUUCCAUAUCAGAAUAUUCCUGAGCAAGUACAUAACCCACAUUUGAAUACUAUUAAUGCUAUUAAAUGUAUCUUUGAUCCAUCCCAACAGGAAGCAAUAGAUAACAAAAAGAAUACAAGUUAUGCACAUAAGAGUAUGUUUCAUUGCGGUGCAUUGCAGUGUAGUACUGUGCUGAGACUAAUGGUCUCUUGGAGUUGCCCUUUCAAUUCUGUUAUAUAUGCACUGAAAGCUGAACCUAUGAGACCUGAGAGAUAUCCAGUAGAAGGGAGGCCUCCCUUUCCCUUUCUCCCCGCCCCCACUUUUUCCAUGCAAGCAUGUGAGUUGGCACAUGGUCUCUCCCUCCCUAACUCCCUGAGGUUACAUUGACGUCUUGUAAAAUGUUCAAUAAAAAUAUUAAAAUCCAAAAUGAAUAUGAUGUAA
This is a messenger RNA of Coregonus clupeaformis (lake whitefish), 5999 nucleotides long. RefSeq names its product tau tubulin kinase 1a (gene ttbk1a). The transcript is spliced from 16 exons. Gene Ontology annotation, molecular function: protein serine/threonine kinase activity; ATP binding. Gene Ontology annotation, biological process: peptidyl-serine phosphorylation; signal transduction; peptidyl-tyrosine phosphorylation. Gene Ontology annotation, cellular component: cytoplasm; nucleus. The coding region runs from base 215 to 4081 and encodes 1288 amino acids. Lineage: Eukaryota; Metazoa; Chordata; Actinopteri; Salmoniformes; Salmonidae. The record is from RefSeq and is a predicted model, not a curated record.